Microplitis mediator is the source of this 3821-nucleotide messenger RNA. RefSeq names its product protein yellow-like (gene Y-e3). The record is from RefSeq and is a predicted model, not a curated record. Gene Ontology annotation, cellular component: extracellular region. The transcript is spliced from 6 exons. NCBI's taxonomy places the organism in Eukaryota, Metazoa, Arthropoda, Insecta, Hymenoptera, Braconidae. The coding region runs from base 171 to 1547 and encodes 458 amino acids.
UUAGUCAGUUUCUCAGUGACCGUCUGCACGACCGUACCCUACAGUGAAUAUUUUAUAAUUUCAAAAUUAAAUAAAACCUAAUUUUGAUACUUAUUAAUUCGAAUUAAUUAAUUGAUAUAUUUCUAUUUAUUUAAAGGCAAAGAUAGAACAUAUAAAAUUUCUUACGAAAUAUGAAUUCAUGGAAAGUAAUUAUUUUUAUCGGUGUAAAUAUUAUUUGCUGUGCGGCUUAUUAUCAACAACAAGCAAAUAAUAAUUUCAAUGGAAAUGGAAAUUUAAAUUAUAAAAAUUUGCGUCUAAUUUAUUCAUGGAAAUCGUUAGACUUUUUAUUUCCAAAUGAUUUGACAAGAGAACAGGCAAUUUUAAAUAGAAAUUUUAUUCCUGGUGCUCCUUUUCCGAUAGAUGUUGAUGCUUCUGAUGUUGGUCCAAUGGGACCACGAGUAUUUGUAACAAUACCCCGUUUUCAAGAAGGUGUACCAAUAACUCUUGGAUAUGUUUCAAAUCUAACAUCUAAUGGUAAUCCUCUUAUUGCUCCUUACCCCAAUUGGGAACUAAAUCAACCAGGAUACUGUAGUCAUAUCACCAGCGUAUACCGCAUUAAAAUCGAUGAAUGCGGUAGAUUAUGGGUGUUGGAUACUGGAAGACUACUUGAAGAACGAAAAUGUCCUGCCCAAUUGUUUAUAUUUGAUUUAACAACCGACCGAUUAAUAUCACGUUACCAAUUUCCUGAUAACGUUAUGAAAAGUGAAUCAUUGUUAAUAACUCCAGUUGUUGAUAUACGAGGCCAAUGUUCCAACACAUUUGUUUAUAUCGCUGAUGUUUCUGAAUUUCAGUUAAUUGUUUACGAUCACAAAAAUAAACAAUCAUGGAACAUACAAAAUAACUUGUUUUAUCCGUAUCCAGAAUACGGAAGGUUCACUAUUGCUGGGGAAAGUUUUGAUCUCAUGGAUGGUAUUUUUGGAAUGACUUUAGGGCCACUUACAACCGCCGGCGACAGAACUUUAUAUUUCCAUUCAUUGGCGAGUGUUGUUGAGAGUUAUGUGCCUACGUCCAUUAUUAGAAAUUCGACCUUGUUUUUAAAUCAUCCCGAUAAUCAAGCAGAUUCGUUUAAACCAUUUCCCAAACGACGUUCAACACAAUCUGGCCCUGAAGCAAUGAACAAUGACGGAAUUUUAUUCUACGGUUCAAUGUCUGACACAGCAAUUCGGUGUUGGAAUAGUAAAAGUUACCCUGAGUUUGGCGGAUCUAAUCUCGAUAUUGCUGUAACUAACAGUAAAACAUUACAAUUUAUAUCGGGUUUAAAGAUUGUAAAAGCGAAUAACAGCAAAGAUCAAAUUUGGGUUAUAACAGGACGUUUUCAAAAACUAAUGACCGGGACUCUAAACUCAGCGGAAACAAAUUUCCGUAUCCAGGCUGCUUAUGUUGAAGAUUUGAUCAGCGGAACAAAGUGUAUGCCACUAACUCAAGAUGAUGUUUAUCCUAGGCAACAACAUAGAAAUCCAUCAGGAUUGCAAGCCAAUAAUAACCAACAUUAUCAAUAUUACCACUAAUGAUGACAAUUUUUUUUUUUUUGUUCGUCACAUAGUUUUUAAUAUUUACUGAAUGGGGAGUCUAUCGUAGGGGGAAUUCAACAGUAUAAAGUCUUUCCAGAGAGUUCAUAAUCAUUGGGGAUCGUCGGAAAUUUUAGGCUUGUGAAAUUAAUGUGUAGAAGGGGAGAGGGGGGGCAGAGUGGGCCUCUGGGGGCAAAGUUGGCCCUGUAAAAUUUUCUAUACGUCAAUAAAUUCGGACGGAUAAUUAGCUUAUCGAAAUUUCUUACACACGUGUGGCUUCGCACAACUUUGUUGUAAACACCGGCACAUGAAUCAUGGGCCCAAUUUUUACAUUGACCACUUGAAUCCAUGGAUCCAAAGAUCCUGAGUAUAAUUUGCCACAAAAAAUACAAUCCGUAUUAUCCACCAAUCGUUUUGAUUUGCUUUUUUUUCCCUUUUCUUUGAUUGUUGUCUUCUCCGUCGCUUUAAUCGUCGUUUUAAUAUCAAAUCCAAAAUUUUUUGGAGGGCCCACUUUGCCCCUAAUUUUCGAUUUUUCAAUUUUAAUGGACGCAGCAUAAUGAAGUGAAAAUAAGUAUCAAAGGUCUGAAAAGAAGUAAACGCGUUAAAAAAAUUAAUGAUAUUAUAAUUAUUUUCCUUAAGGGGCCCACUCUGACCCCCUCUCCCCUGAAGACGUGAAAUCGAUGGCUCACUCUCUGGAGGACUUUAGAAAAAUAUUUAACUAGUCUUCCUAAUGAGUAAGUCGUCGUCGGAAAUUUUCGGCUUUUAAUAUUAACGUGUACCAAUAACGUGAUAUUAGACUAAUUUUGAAAAGGUGGGGGUAAAAACCAAUGACUACUUACUCUCUGAGAAGACUUUAAUGUUAUUUAGCAUAGAGGAAGAUGAUCUUAAGCUGUAAGUCCUGGUUAUGACUACCGGCCUAAAUACUUGAAUAUUUUUAGGUUAAUUUUUUUUUAAUAGCUAACUUGCGUAGAGGGCCACACAUACGUUUUAUCGAUAAUAUAUAAAAAUAGUUAAACAUAAAAUCUGUACGAUAAGAGUAUAUUAUACAGAAUGCUAGGUUAAAUAAAUGUACACUGUCAGACAAAGAGACUCUUGUCUUUGCUAAUCGUAAGAUUUCUCGUGGGUAACGAGCAUCGCCGGAGUAGUGAAUCGCCAUGUAAAGUGCGUAAAAGUCCACUACAUAUAUAUAUACAUACGUGUAUAUUUCAUUUGUUUUGUAUUUUGUUAUGCAAUGCAGAGAAAAAGAUUCGUGAUAGAUCGAUAGAUCGUAUAAACUGAGAAUAAAAGAGCUCUCAUCUUGAUGGUUAGAUCUACAAUAUUUAUAACUCUCUCUUUUUGCUUUCAACACCCACAUAGUUAUAAAUAUAUUUUAUUUAAAUAUAAAGAUAAAUUUGAAAUAAAAAAAAAAGGUGUUAUGGAAAAAUUUAAUUUUAAAUCAAAUGUGUUUACCAAUCAAUGGAUAACGGAAAAAUUUUGAUAGACUGCAAUAAACUAAUAUAUAGCAGGUUGAUUAACAGGAUAUAUUGAUGCUUAGCUUAACAUGAGCGUGUGUAACCUUACAAUUUAUACAUUCACUUCUGUAUAUUAAGAUUAACGGUCUAGAGUUCAUUAAGACCGGCACGAUCAACAAAGAUCAGACGGCUCAAUAAACGUCAUAUCAAAAUAAAUUAAACUCAAUAAAAAAUAUCCUGUCACAUUUUUUUUUCUUAUGCACACAUAUGUAGAAUGAGUAUGAUAAAAUGAGGCAAUACCAUAAUGCUAUUGAAGUAUCCACGGUAAAAAAAAAACUGUGGUGUAAGUUCACACUAUUCUGGUGUUAAGGUUAUCCGUGUUGAAAUAAGUGCACGGAAAAGAGUAUUGUUUCUCGAACUAUCUGAAGUAUAGCUACUUGUAUAUUGUUAACAUAACAAUCCGUAUACUUAUGAUAACGACACUAUUGCUACUGUAACUACCUAUCGGAUAGUUGUGAGACCUACGAGACAUUCCAUAGUCGCCACCUCACCCGACAGUGUCUACUAGAAUCUAACAUUUAUUCUCGCGUCUAGAUUUGAUUCAAAAUUCGUUCGCGGAGUGCGUGGGCGCCAGACGUCUACGGAUGGUCUAAAUUUCUAUAAAGCCAUAAUUUUUGGAAAAAUCAGAUCUUCGUAAAUCUAAACUGUAAAUAGAGCGGUGUUAAAAAUGGACUCAAUUUAACACUGCGUGUCGUUACGAUGAAAUAACACCUGUUUAUACGGUGUUAAAUCGGUGUAAAAAAAAAGUUCCACGUAUAGAAAU